GUCACUUCCUUGUACGAGUUUUUUUUGUUUUAUAUCUAUUACAAUUCAAGUCAUUUUUAAUUUUUCGUGACCGGGAUGGAUUUKACUCUCUUAASAAACUGUUUGCUUGGUAUAAUAUGGAGCUUUGCUGCUUUGACAAACUUAGAUAAUUGUGUUUCGUGUGUGAAKCUUCCAUACCAAAARGUUACUUUCAACGAAACUGUGUUUGGAAAUGUUUCAAAAGACAACGAUAACUURUGGAUGUACGAGUAUACACGACAGAAAGGCAUUAUUCAAGCUGUUCGUGUUCAAGUUUCUAGUGAAUUAGCAAAAGAGGAAAAYCCCCUGGUCAUAGUAGCUAGACUACAAAAGGGAGUGUUGUCAUGGGCUAUUCCUUUGAUUUCUGAAGGAGGGGAAAAGCAAGUGUAUUCAAGUAGGACACUUUGUCCAAGUUUAGAGAGUACUAUUUCUCAGAAUGUUUCAAAACAGUAUUUCCAUGUUCACAUUGCAUCAACAUCUCCARCUGAACCUGUGAAAUACACACUGAAAGCAUUCUUUGUUAAGAACUUUGAAAUGAGCUUGAAUCGYCCAUCUCAAUUUGAUGUGGAUCCAGCUGGUCCAAUGUAUAAGGUAUUCCGAUUCACUGGCAACACAAAGAGUGUCAGAGUAGAAGCCCUGUCUAAUAGCAGUUUCUGUACUAUUAUUUCUAUACAGAAGUCUCAGUGUCCUGUGUAUGACCUGGCAAGGAAUAUAGAAUUUACAGGUUACUAUCAGACUAUGACAAAAAAGGCAGCAAUUACUAUUCAGAAAAAUGACAUGGAUCAGUUUUACAUUGUUGUCAUUGUCAAGUCAACUGAUGAAGAAUGUCAAUCUGGACAUAGGAGUGCAAAUCCUAUUUCCCCAGAAUCACAAAGAYUCAAUGAACUGCAAGCUUCUUCAACAGUAACACCUGGCUUUAUWAUUUCUCGUAAGAAAAUUGUAUCAAUAAAGAUUGUUGAAGUUGAGUCAGUUGCAGACCAUGUCAGUGCCAUCAUGUUUCCUAUCAUUGUAUUUGGCCUCUUUUAUCUCACAACAUUCAUAUUUAUUGUUGGCAGUUGGUGCAAGCAAAGAGGUCUCCCAGGAAAAAGUUUCUUGGCAGUAUUUCUGCCAAAGAAAACAAGGUCUACAGAAGAAGAUGAUGACAAUCCUGAUGUGACAUUUCUGAUAAAUGAGCCAUCAUCRUCGCUGAAAAACCGCAAUCAAUAUGGAUCAUUUACUAAGGUUGUUCAUGGUACAGAAAGUUCUCAAGUCAAGGAAACAGAAAUGAAAGAACAUGACCAUGGUGGUGAUAGUCAUUCUGGUCCCUCAACAGAACUACUUGGUGGUGAAUACGAUAUGCUGAAUGACCUUGAACAUGAGAAGGACAUUUAUAGACUUAGAACGAUUGUAACUCUAGCUGACCUGACCAAGAAAAAUCCCAAAUACCUAAAGAAGAAAUACAAAUUAUAUCACUGGAAUUUAAUUGUAAUUGCUGUAUUUUACACUCUACCAGUACUUCAACUGGUCAUAACAUACCAAAAUGUAUUGAAAUCCAGUGGAGAUGAAGAUAUUUGUUAUUACAACUUCUUUUGUGCCUAYCCAUUUGCAUUUCUAAGUGCUUUCAACAAUGUAUACAGCAAUAUUGGUUAUAUUCUAUUGGGUCUKCUAUUCUUUUUCAUUGUCCUAAGAAGAGAUCGACUUCACAAACAAUUAGUAGCUUCAAAAGAUUUGCAAGAAAAGCAUUGUGGAGUUCCAAAACAUUAUGAGCUGUUCUAUGCCAUGGCAAUGGCCCUUGUAAUGGAGGGAGUGCUGAGUGCAUGCUACCACAUUUGUCCAAACAACUCAAAUUUCCAGUUUGAUACUUCUUUCAUGUACAUCAUAACAUGUCUUAGCAUGGUGAAAGUCUAUCAGAUACGUCAUCCUGACAUUGUUACCAGUGCACAUAGAAUCUAUGUGUUAUUUGCUGGCAUCAUACUCAUUGCUGUCAUUGGUGUGCUCUUCAGUUCAACAACAUUUUGGACUGUAUUCUGUGUUAUUUACAUUGGUAUAUCUUUCUAUCUAAGUCUUCAAUUGUACUACAUGGGACGAGUAAAAUUUGAUUCAGGAAUGCUGGCAAGGAUUUAUAUCAUUAUAAGAUAUGACUGUUGUGCUUGCCCUAUUUACAAGGACCGUAUGCUACUUCUGCUGAUUGCAAAUGCUGUCAACUGGACUUUUGCUAUAUGUGGUGUUAUUUACCAGCCCAAGGAUUUUGCUACAUAUCUCCUGGCAAUAUUGAUAGUUAAUGGAUUGUUGUAUGUUGGUUUUUAUGUCAUUAUGAAGAUUCGGAACAAGGAGCGCAUUAUGAUGUUGCCGUUUGUGGUGUCCAUUCUCUCCCUCAUUUGUUGGAUUGUUGCUUUGAUUUUUUUCUUCCAAGAACUCACCUCAUGGCAGAAAAGUCCAGCAUUAUCACGCGAAGGUAACAGAAAGUGUCGUUUAUUGGGUUUUUAUGAUGACCAUGAUAUCUGGCACCUGUUGUCAGCUACUGCAAUCUUCUUCUCAUUUCUGGCUGUUCUAACCUUGGAUGAUGAUUUAGAGGGAGUACCAAGGACUAGAAUAUCAGUUUUCUAGCAACAAGUCACUACAAAAUGGUGCUGGUUUAUGAGAGGAAAUUAUUCUAAACAGCUACUGGUAAUUCAAAGUGAUCAAAUUUGAUAAGAUGAAUUAUUAGAUGGAAAAAAUUAUGAAUAUUUUUCAGAGCUCAAAUUUUGAAUAAGAGAAUAUUUUGAAAAAAAGAGAUGAUAAAAGACAAAGAAAUAUAAAGUACAAUAAAAAAUCAUCAAUUUUUGGGAGCAUUGAUGGGUGAAAUGGGAAAGAUGAAUUGCAACACUUGGGAAUAUCCAAGAAUGUCAAAGAAGCCCUGCAAGAUCAAAUAAUAUAUGUCUAUAUAGUUGUUGUGUUUACUGAAAAUAAAGGUAAUACAGUAUAAAUCUGCAUAACAAGUUGAUAAAAACAAAAUGAAAUUUGGUAAAACACAGUAAAACCUCACCUUAUGGCCACCUGAACAGCCACUCUGAUGUUCUGACAAAUUAAACAAAAAUUCAUAAAUGAGUUCUGUAAACAGGCAAUGUCACUGUGAAAAGCAUUCUAGAUUAUAUGUGCCAUUGACCUAUAUUGUAGAAAUGGUUGCGUCAUUUAAACAUAACAUAAAACUCAGGGAUUGAAAAAACAGGGAUUGAAAAAACAUUUUAUGCAAAUGAGUUUUCUCAUGUGUUCUCUAUUUAGAUAUUAUUGCUUGACUGAAGAUAGCUACCUUUUUUUUGCUACCUUUUUUUUCUAGAGAGCUUUUCAACCAUAAAAUGGUGCUUGCUCUCAAUUGCGGAUUUUGACUGUGUUGCGAUAUUCCUAUGGGGGUGGGGGUGAAGAAAAUGUAAAUAGGUCACUUCCUUUGUUUCUCAUCCCGUUGCUCACUCCACUUGAUUUUUAACUAUAGUUAAUAAGUCUAAACAAGUAAUUUAUAGGAACAGUUAUGGUUAUAAUGUAUUUUCAGAUACUUAACAAAAAAAGGCACUCUAACAGGAUUGACUAUGAUGGGUUCAGAAAUAAAGAGAUUUGUAGACAAA
Molecule: messenger RNA, 3596 nt
Organism: Exaiptasia diaphana
Lineage: Eukaryota; Metazoa; Cnidaria; Anthozoa; Actiniaria; Aiptasiidae
Product: SID1 transmembrane family member 1
Exons: 27
Coding region: 76-2604 (842 amino acids)
Cellular component (GO): membrane
Source: RefSeq, a predicted model, not a curated record